Messenger RNA from Chilo suppressalis (striped riceborer), 1579 nucleotides. The record is from the annotation of a GenBank genome assembly. NCBI's taxonomy places the organism in Eukaryota, Metazoa, Arthropoda, Insecta, Lepidoptera, Crambidae.
GGCCAAUUUUAACAUUGUCCUUUCAUUCUUUUCAGAGUGAAAGAGAUGGCUGCAGCCGGCACUGGAGCAGUCUUCUUCUUAGGAUCAAGAGCCCACUACCAAGUACUACAACAGCCAGAGACCAGGUCUUACGACGUUGAGAACGGUAACACAUCCACUGAGACGAUAUACCAGAACCCGUCGGUGCAAGAGCUGUGGCCUGCGAGCUCAGAGCAGCGAGCUACAGACGGAACAAACUGGAGUUAUGACAACGCGGAUGUGACACUCUCUGACGAAAAAGACAAAGAGGACACGAGUAGUGGUACGACGAAAAGUCGCACAAAACGGCGACAGAGCGAGGCGACACUGUGCGAGCGGGACAACGAGAUGAGACCUGCCUUGCUGAACGAUAUUGGCGGAAGCUGCAUGUCUGGAACCAAGCCGUCCCGUCGUAACAUAUCACUCCUGAGCUUCUUGUCUUCACUGGCCAGAAGGAAGAGACGCAUGGAUUCUGGCCAGAUACAAUACUUGCAACAUUUGGAAAGUGCACUCAACGUAUGCAGUUACAGGGAAUCCUGCAGAUGCCUUGAAUGUCAGAGUCGUUAUUUCGAAUGCGACGAGAGCGAGGGCUAUAGUUCUGACGACGGCACUGAUGAACCGCCCCGAUAUUUUGCGCAGCCGUCACAACCUGUGCGCGAGUACGACGACGAUGAUGAGGUAUUCGUCGACACAGUACCAGGAGACAACACAUCCACAGACAUGCUGCUAGAAUCCAAGGAACCCGUUAAGAUGUCCGUCUCAUCCGACGAGGUAGAGUUGGAAGAGGACGGUGAUAUGCAACUUGAAGUGGCAGCCGGCACACCAGUAUUACUGAACUAUUUACUGACUCAUCCCAUCACUUGUGCUAUACAAUAACGCUGCUUAAAUUCUUUAUAAGACAAUCGAUUUAAAACUGUAAACCUCUUAGGCUCACCUGCACAAAAAAUAUUGAUUCAAAUCAAGAGCUGUAUUAGGCAGAAAGUUAAAUCAGCUAUUUUUGAGGCGUAAAUGAGUUUACCUGAGGCCAAAGCACGAACUUUGACAGCAAGUAAUCGUUUCGCAAGGUCAAAGUUUCUAUGAUAACUUACCGGACGUAAAAACAAACUGACUUCUUCCAUACAGCCGAUACAAUACGAUUAAGGGUCUGUCAAAGUUUGUGGUUCUUGGGCUUCUGUUCCGCACAUCUCUGUCAAUUGUUUAAAGUCAAAUAGAGUUGAAAUGAGGCUUAAAUUAAGAUUUAAGAUUUUAGUGCAAGUGGGCCCUACUUAUUAAUUAGUGUUGACUUAUCAGUUGGAUGUUCUUGUUAUUUUUUAAGCAUGCAACUGCAAAAUUUUUCUUUAGAUUCUUUUUGUUAAAUUUUCUUUAGAUGGACAGUUGGAAUUGGAAUACGACGAGAUUCAUUCUUUCGACGACUUACGAGAUGGUUGAAAAUGGGGCAAAAUAUCUGAAAUUUUAUUUACUACUUCUAUUUGAUUCCAAGUAGUAACCUAAGUUGCAGCCAAGCUAGGUUAAAAGAAAAGAUAAUUUUGCCGAUACUAGCAUGAUUCUCUAAACUUAAAAC